This is a messenger RNA of Prunus avium (sweet cherry), 2578 nucleotides long. The record is from RefSeq and is a predicted model, not a curated record. Lineage: Eukaryota; Viridiplantae; Streptophyta; Magnoliopsida; Rosales; Rosaceae.
AGGUGGUCGACUUCAGAAAAAUAAAAGAAGGAAUGUAAUCCUAUGUGGCAUAAAUAUGAGAGGACUUGAAUUAACAACGCAAAAUCGGAACCCAACUCUUAAAUGGGAAUUUGAGUUUAUGUAAUCUAUAAAACUACCUCUGCAUCUUCCUGCAUUUUGUUUUCUUUCAAUUUGUAAUGUUUAUCGUCAAGAAACUAAUGAGAGGAAGAAGCAGCAGAAGAAUGAACAUUGUCCAAAUUACUCUGUUCUUGUGGUAUAUGAGUGCGGUAGCAUCACAAGAAACAUCCUUGGCAAAGCCUAAUUGUUCAUCGCGAUGCGGAUCAGUCACUCAAAUCCCAUAUCCUUUUGGAAUUGAAGAUGGCUGCUACCUCGGUGACUGGUUCCAAAUAAUAUGUGACAACUCAACCAGUCCAUCGAGAGCUUUCAUGAAAGUUACUGGUUUGGAGGUGCUGGAAAUUUCUGUUGAAGGCACGCUAAAGGUGGCAAGCCCUAUUACCUUCUCUAAUUGCAGUAACAAGCCAGUAGGUCGCCAGACGCCUAACUUGGAAGGAAGCCCGUUUGUGUUCUCCCAGAAAAACAGAUUUACUUCAUUGAGCUGUGGAGGAAUCGCCUUGAUGACAUCCUUAGAUGGUUCAACAAUUGCUGGCUGCUUGUCCAUAUGUGAUUAUACAAGUACUAGCUAUCUACGAACGAAAAGCUGCAUCGGGAUGAAUUGCUGCCAGACCACCAUUACUCCAUAUCUCAGGUCCUUCAAUACUAGUUUUGGAGCAGUAUUAAAUGCUGACGGAAAGGCAUGCAAGUCUGCCUUCCUUGUAGAGCAUGAUUGGUUUACAUCAAACUCAACAAAUGUUUCUGCUAUUGAUGAAAUGGACUACGUUCCUAUGGUGCUGGAAUGGCACGUACUUGAUUUGAAUUAUACCAAGUUUGAUAUAUAUGGAACAAAUAAUACAGAUGAUAAAAGUACGGAUUGCAGCAGCAGCAAAUGUUUAUGCUCAAAGGGCUACCAUGGAAACCCGUAUCUUCCUCAUGGAUGUCAAGACAUCAAUGAAUGCGAGGAUCCAGACCACCCCUAUAGAUGUGGUUCCGGCAUUUGCAUCAAUUAUCCUGGGAGCUUUAUGUGUCAAUUGCCUGAUCAACGAUCAUCACGAGUUACUCUGGCCAUUAUAGUUCCCAGCAGUGUUCUUGGACUGUUGUUUCUGCUAACUGGCAUGUGGUGGGCGCACAAAGUCAUGAAGAAAAGGAAAGAUAUGAAACGCAAAGAGAAGUUCUUUAGACAAAAUGGUGGUUCAGUGUUGGAGCAACAAUUAUCUUCUGGUGAACUCAAUGUUGAGAAGGUUAAGUUGUUCAAUUGCAAGGAGCUAGAGAAAGCCACGGACCAUUUUAAUGCAGACAGAGUUAUUGGUCAGGGAGGCCAAGGUACAGUUUAUAAAGGAAUGUUGGCGGAUGGAAGAAUUGUUGCUGUCAAGAAGUCUAAAAUAGUUGAGGGAGGUGACGUUGGACAGUUCAUUAAUGAAAUUGUCAUUCUCUCACAAAUUUCCCACAGGAAUGUGGUUAAGCUAUUGGGUUGUUGUUUAGAGACUGAAGUUCCCCUCUUGGUUUAUGAAUUCAUACCCAAUGGAACACUUUUUCAAUAUAUUCAUCACCAGAAUGAGGAGUUCCCUCUUACUUGGGAAACGAGAUUAAGAGUUUCAAUCGAAGUUGCCGGAGCACUUUCCUACUUACAUUCUGCAGCUUCCUUUCCAAUUUACCACCGGGACGUCAAGUCUUCUAACAUACUCUUGGAUGAAAAAUACAGAGCCAAAGUAGCAGACUUCGGGACUUCAAGAUCAAUUUCCAUUGACCAAACGCAUCUUACAACACUAGUACGUGGAACAUUUGGUUAUCUGGACCCAGAAUACUUCCAAUCUAGCCAAUUUACAGAGAAGAGUGAUGUUUAUAGCUUUGGAGUCGUCCUUGCUGAGCUCUUGACGGGACAAAAACCAGUUUCAUUCAUGAGGUCACCAGAAAGCAGAAGCCUAGCCACUUAUUUCCUUAUGUCCAUGGAGGAUAAUAAUUUGUUUGCUAUUCUUGAUGCUCAAGUUAUGAAGGAUGGUGGAAAAGACGAGAUUGUGGGUGUUGCUAUUCUUGCAAAAAAAUGCUUAAAUUUGAAUGGAAGAAACCGUCCUACUAUGAAAGAAGUGUUAGUAGAAUUGGAGGGAAUUCAAUUGUCAGUUAAAGCUUCUGAUGUCCAAAAAACUUUUGCAGAGGUUGAAUAUGAUCAAAGCCAAAUAACCGAGCCAUGGGAUAUUUCUUCUUUAUCAGCCGGUUCUUGUAUGGAUAGUGGCACAAGCUCUUCUUUUUUUGAGAGCAAAAGAGAUUCCAGUCAUAAUCCAAUAAUCCAUACAAAAAGACAAGCAUGCAUGAACACAGUGGCCUCGUUAAAACCUUCCUAGGAAAACCACAUGGGAGAAACCCCAAGGGAGGAAAGAGUACCACCAAUGUCUUUCAAGUUACUGUAAAGAAAAUAUUUCUUGUAAUAUUAUGUUUUUGGACUUGUAAUCCUUUAGACUAUUACCUUACGCAAUGCAAUUUCCAUCUA